AUAAUUUAAUUCUGUAACCUGCGCUGCUUUGUUGCUUAGACAGAGUUGAUUCAGUUCUCGCUACAUUCUGUCAUGGACACGUGAUGUGGGCGGGGCUGGAAGUCCAUCGCAGGUUGCAGCGAAAAAUUCAGCGAAUCAGAAUGUUGAGGAAGCGCGUGCGUCAGAUGUUGAAGGGUAAAACUACAAUCUGAUGUUCUAGUCUUGCAAUAUUGUGGUUAUUAUUGUUAGCCACACCCACAUACAGCCAUGGGAAGUUCAGUUUCUCUAUGUUUGUUUAAAAUCCCGGAAGGUACUUUCGGUUUUGUCAAGGUUCUGCUGUAGAUGAUGUAUUUGUGCCUCAGUGGUUCGAGCAUUGCAACAGUUAACUAAGAAGUUGUGGCUUUAAAUGCCAGUGAAUGCACCAACCGAUAAGAUCUAUAGCUUGAAUGUAAUGUAAGUCGCUUUGGAUAUAUGCAUCUGUUACAUGCAUAAAUGUAGAUCACAGGUCAUAAUCUACAGCACAUCCGUAAAUGAAACGGAACCAUUUUUUUUUACUUUUUAUGUUAUUUUUUCACGACCGUGGAUUCGUGCAUAUUUUUCCUCUUUCAUCUGCUGUACUUCGUUGUGAACGUUUUACAGUAUAAUUAGAAAAGUACCCAAGGAUCCCAAGAAAAGUUCUGCCUUGCGUCUUUUUGGACUACUUCACACUGUUAGCUAGCUGUCAAGCUUUGAAGAAGCAACUCAUUGCAAGGACAGUAUAACUGGUAUGCUCAUGUUGUGGUUUGGCACAUGUCAGCAAGUAAAGUACUUAAAUGCAUAAAAAUACUGCUGACAUUUGUUAAUAAGUAACCAGACAUUCAGUUCAGCUUGCAAGUGAUGACAACAUUCAGCCAACGUGGGCAAUAACGGUUGUUGGAGAAAGGUAGAAAUCAGAACUGCUGGAGGAUGGCGAAGUGCAACACCAACUGUAUUGAGAGGCCUAUAUCUGUGGGCUUCGGACACUUUGGUCGUGUUGUUGCUAGAUAUCCAUCAGUGUUUUUGAUAUUACCAUUACUUGUAGCUGCAGCUCUUGGAUCUGGUUUUAUGUAUCUCAAAGAGAUGAAAGCAAAUGACAUCGAAGACCAGUUCACACCUGUAAACGGACCAGCGAAGCAGGAGAGGAUGACUGUAGAUGAAUAUUUUUCACCAUCUGAAGAAUUUUCUCGUCUGCGGCUUUCAUCUGAAGGAACUUACGCCUCUUUGAUCAUCACAGUUUUGGAAGGAGAAAAUAUAUUGACCGAGGCUGCUUUAACCGACAUUAUUGAGAUGGAUAGACAAGUAAAAAAUAUAUCAACAGGAAACACUUAUGAAAACCUUUGUGCCAAAACUAAUGGAAAAUGCAUGUCAAAUUUCGUCUUGGACAUAUUAAAUGAACUUAACUUGAACUCAACUGCUAGGUAUCCUCUGCAUAAUAGAACAUUUUUAGGAACAAGUGUCGGUGGUGUAGAGCUUAAAUCAGAAGGCUCAGAGAUACGCAGCGCUAAAGCAGUCAGGCUUUUUUAUUUUUUAAACGAGGAAAACACAGCACUAAACACUCAGUGGCUUAAUGGCUUUCUGGAAUUCUUCUCAAACUAUCCAGAGUUGAAAACAGUUCGUGUGUCAUACUUCACUUCACUAUCAAGACAGAAGGAGAUCGAGGCCAGUUCGGAUUCUAUCAUUCCCUUCUUCUCUAUUACAUAUGCUCUGGCUAUUAACGUUUCAAUUUUCUCUUGUCUGAGAUUAGAUUGUGUUAGAACCAAGGUGUGGGUUGCUGUGGCUGGUGUCCUCUCUACUGGUCUGGCUGUUCUUGCCAGUUUUGGUUUAUUGCUCUUCUGUGGAAUGCCUUUCGCUAUGACAGUCGCCUCAUCUCCCUUUCUGAUUCUUGGUAUUGGAGUUGAUGACAUGUUCAUCAUGAUCGCCUGCUGGCAGAAGACUAAAGUUAAAGAAGAAGUUGAAGAUCGUUUAGCAGAAACAUAUAAAGAAGCCGCUGUGUCCAUCACUAUCACCACACUGACAGAUGUGAUGUCUUUCUAUAUCGGUCUGUUCACUCCAUUCCGCUCCGUUCAAUCUUUCUGCAUGUACACCAGCACAGCAAUUCUCUUCUGUUACAUCUUCAACCUUACUUUCUUUGGUGCUUGUCUUGCACUGAAUGGAAGAAGAGAGAAGGGAAAUAAACAUUGGUUGACCUGCAUGAAAGUCCCAGAAGUCGAUAGUGUUGAUGCUACUGGUAAUGUGUGUUGUGUUGGUGGUGCUUAUGAUAAAGAAACUGGCACUGAUGAGGCAAUGUCAAUGGAUUUAUUCUUUAAAAAUCACUACAGCCCUUUUCUGACAAAGACCUGGGUAAAGAUCUCUGUGUGUUUGAUUUAUUCUGCCUAUCUGGCAGUUAGCAUCUAUGGAUGUCUUCAACUACAGGAAGGUCUUGAUCUGAAACAUUUAGCACCAGACGGCUCAUAUGUUGGUAGUUACUAUGAUGAUGAAGAUCAAUUCUUUUCUUCUUACGGUCCCAAUGUCAUGUUAGUCGUAACGGAUGAACACUUUGAGUAUUGGAAUUCAGAUGCACGUCAAAACCUUGACUUGUGCCUCGAAAAUUUUCAAAAUCUGUCAAUGGCAUCUAAAGAUUCCGAAAUUUCACCCAUUUCAUGGCUUACUGCGUAUAUUAAGUUUGGACAGAGUUCUGGUAUAAAUGUAGAUAAUGAAACACAAUUCAAACAAAGUUUACCUACAUUUCUUAGGUUAUCUGGAUUUAGUGAAGAUGUAAACAUCACUAACAAUAAGAUUUUGGCAUCGCGUAUGUUCAUUCAGUCUGUGAACAUCAGGACAGCAGUCGAUGAGAAGAACAUGCUGAAUGCAUUCAGAGAAACAGCAGAAAGAUGUGGAAAGUUAGAGACGGCUGUUAAUGUAAUGGUGUAUCACCCUGCGUUUAUCUAUUACGAUCAAUACGCUGUUAUAGUCGGUAAUACAAUUCAGAAUAUAGUUGUAGCUACAUGUGUAAUGUUAGUUAUUUCACUCUUUUUAAUCCCAAAUCCUCUCUGUUCUCUCUGGGUGACAUUUGCCAUCGCAUCCAUCAUUGUGGGUGUGACUGGUUUCAUGGCAUUAUGGGAUGUUAGUUUAGACUCAGUGUCUAUGAUUAAUCUGGUGAUCUGUAUUGGAUUUUCUGUGGAUUUCUCUGCUCACAUAUCUUAUGCUUUCGUGACCAGUGAGAAAUUGUCGGUUAAUGAAAAAGCCAAAGAUGCCCUCUAUAAACUGGGGUAUCCAAUAAUACAAGGUGCAGCUUCCACUAUUGCAGGUGUUGUGGUGCUCGCUGCUGCAAAAAGCUACAUCUUCAGGACCUUCUUUAAAAUCAUGUUAUUAGUCAUUCUGUUUGGAGCCGUCCAUGGCAUUGUGUUCAUACCUGUGUUCUUCACCUUCUUAGGCACUUGUAAAAAGAUGUUUUGUGCUACAAAGAAAACAUAUAAUCAGCCCAUAUACCAAUACUGACCUGAGAACAAAAUUAACAUAGCAACAGAAAUGAUUCAAACACUGUAUUUAUUCAUCCUGACUGUUACUGAGUAGCUAUACUGUAUUUCUGAAUGAUAUCAGCCAGUGUCUUGAGUCUGUACAAAACAGAAACACUUAUGUGAUCUAUUGUUUGACCUGCUGAAACUGUAAAGCAGUUUAAUUGAAUGAUCAUGGUAUACUUGACAAAGGCUAUAAGUCUAAAAAGCAACAUUUUAUUUGUUUAAUUAACAUUUAACUUCAAAAAUUCCCUGUGUGUAAACUUGGCUGGUCAUAUGUUAAUAAUUUGUUAACAUAUUGUAAUUCAAUUUUUGUUUGUGCAAUAUUAUCAUACGUUUUUUUAAAUGUUGUUAUUUAUUCAUUUUUAUCUUUGUACAUUUAAUUAUGUGUGUAAAACUGUCAGGGUUCCGUCCUUCCUGUUUCAGCUUUCAUGCAUUGUGGACGGGACAAUGACAGUACCAUGUCUUGUGUGUAUGUUUGUUUAUUUGAGGAGACACGUGGCGGGAUGUUUUGAUAAUUCGCCGCGUGUCCUCCUGUCCGUGUAGCUCCGCCCCUUGUUUCUUUCUUGUAGUUUUAUUCUUGUAUGUUUUAGGUUUGUUCCGGUUCAUGCUGUGGUUUAGCUGUGUGCACUGGAUUAUUUUCCCAGCAUUUUCGUGUGGGAUUGUUCGUGUAUUCUUCAAGUUAAUUUUAUCAACCUAAUUGUUAGAAUAUAAUUGUUGGUCUUUUCCUAUUGAUUGAAGAUUUAUUUACACCCAUAUGUUUAUAAAGUUAUGUUUAGAAUUUAAGAAUUUAAUAAAACUAAUCUGUUGUGA
Messenger RNA from Triplophysa dalaica, 4304 nucleotides. RefSeq names its product patched domain-containing protein 3-like. The transcript has 5 exons. The coding region runs from base 925 to 3474 and encodes 849 amino acids. The record is from RefSeq and is a predicted model, not a curated record. Gene Ontology annotation, cellular component: membrane. NCBI's taxonomy places the organism in Eukaryota, Metazoa, Chordata, Actinopteri, Cypriniformes, Nemacheilidae.